Messenger RNA from Phycomyces blakesleeanus NRRL 1555(-), 1110 nucleotides. RefSeq lists its product as hypothetical. The transcript has 6 exons. Bases 1 to 1110 code for a protein of 369 amino acids. NCBI's taxonomy places the organism in Eukaryota, Fungi, Mucoromycota, Mucoromycetes, Mucorales, Phycomycetaceae. The record is from RefSeq and is a predicted model, not a curated record.
AUGUCGCAUUCAUCCAAAGAAUGGAUUAAGCAACGAAUGACUCUACUCAAACGACAGACUGGAUUUUCAUUUAGUCAUGACUUGUUUAUAUCUGUAUUACUGUGCCUAAUGUCCGGCAGAGACAAGCAUGCAAUCCUAACAACACCUUCUCAUCGUCUACCUGAAGUCGCACACAUGGCAACACAGAUCUGUCGUUGUCUGUUUGGAUUCACUACUGCAAACAUCACUUGUCAUGCCAAUCAAUCCUCGGCUGAUCUCAUCCAAGCUCUGUUUCAAUCUACUCAAGAUGAAGAACAUUUUCAUCCAAAGGCACCAAGUACGUCUCGUGACCCACAAAAGCAUCACAAGACAUCUGAAGAAGACCUGGAUACACCAAUUCACCCUAUUAGUCCAGUAGAUUUUACAUUGUCAAUGAAACGAGAACGGAUGGCAAAAAGACAACAGAUGGGAUCUAGAGGGGAUCGAUGGGAAGCUGAGGAACCUAAACGGCCUCAGAUAAAUCGAUUACCGCAGUGUAUGAUUGUUCAGUCUUUAGAUCAAGCCAAUCCAAUCAUUCAAGCUGCUCUCUUGGAGUUGGUAGUGACCAAGGAACUCAACUUGGCCAAUACUCGCUACAAUCUUCCUAGACCAUUCUUUCUAUUGAUUGUCUUGCCUCAAGACUACAACCAUAGCUUAAUAUCAGCUCAAUUGUUGGAUCGUAUUUUUGUUAGUUAUACAAUUGGUGAAUCAACCCAAACACUUCCAAGCUCUGGUCGAUUCCACUUGGGCAGACGAGCAGCACUUGUAAAAUCGGAAGAAAUAAAACAGUUGGGAGACCGAGCAGCGGAAGUUCAUAUUGAUAUUGACAUCUCUCGUUACAUUCGGGAUAUUGUAGUGGGUGUACGAACACAUCCUUUGGUUAUUGGUGGACUAACAGCUCGUGCUUCUCAAGAAUUAGUUCUUGUUACAAAGUCUUUGGCUGUGAUAUUUGGAAGAGAUUACCUCACGCCAGAUCUAGUUAGCAUUGCAGCUGAAAAGGUGUUUGGUCAUCGCCUAAGAUUAUCAUCUACUCAUCUCACGUCGGCUGAUAUUGUAGCCGAGAUAUUGAGAGUUGUGUAUGUAUCCGUAUGA